Molecule: messenger RNA, 9472 nt
Organism: Megalobrama amblycephala (Wuchang bream)
Lineage: Eukaryota; Metazoa; Chordata; Actinopteri; Cypriniformes; Xenocyprididae
Gene: baz2a
Product: bromodomain adjacent to zinc finger domain, 2A
Exons: 30
Coding region: 286-7806 (2506 amino acids)
Cellular component (GO): rDNA heterochromatin
Molecular function (GO): protein binding; DNA binding
Source: RefSeq, a predicted model, not a curated record
GGUCUGUCUCAGAAGUCCAUGGUCCGUAGUGCACCUAGUCGGCGCUAAGACCCGGAGGCGCGCGGUCGUCUAGCCGUCAUUCACUUCCUCUUUCGGCUCGCUCUCUUUCUCUCCUAUGUGAUCAUGGCUGCGCUCAAACAUUACCAGCCAUGUUUGCAAAUCUGAAACCCAAAGGUUAGCGAUUUAGCCGUUUAUUAUUUACAUCGCUUACACCCUCUUCAUCCACAUUGGUCCUUUGCCGGGGGGCCAGAGUCUCUGUCUCCUGUGCGAUCGGCACAUAUCAAGAUGGAAGCAAAUAACCAUUUUAACUACGGGCCUCACUCUUCUGUGUCAGCUAACUCAGGACUGAAGCAUUCCUCAGGAGAUUCUCUCUAUACUAACGGGUCCUCCAUGAGCUUCCCCCAGCAAGGGAAAAAUCUGAAUGGCGAAAUGAAUGUGAAUGGCAUCACUACUGCAGGUGGGAGCAGCCAGCCCGGCGGCCACCCUCCCUCUUCCUCUUAUCCUCAUAUGAGCAACCAUCACCUCCCAGGCAGCAUUGGAUAUGACUAUCUGUGGGGCCAGUCUCAGUACAACCCAGCGAUGGGGCCUGUCCCUCCCCACGGGUUGCACCAGAAACAAGGCACCCAGGGGGGGAUACAACCACAGCAGCCUCAGCACCACUUCCAGGGGCAUGGACCGUACCAAGUCAACGGCAGUGUAGGAACGGCCCGGCAGCCCCCGGGUGCUGGGCCGCAGUUCUGGGGAAGGGGUAAUCCUGGGCAGCAGCAGCAGGGGGGAUCUUCGAUGUCCAUGGGAUUUAACUCUCAUAGCAUGUAUGGGACUUAUCCCAACCAGGGGCAUCCUGGCAUCCCACCGUCCCAGCAUCACCAGCAGCCUCCAGCCGUGCAGCACCAGUCUGCAACGGCACAUCAUCUCCAACAUCAUUCACACCACCACUCACCUCAACACCAGCAGCCGCAACAACAACAGCAGCAGCAGCAGCAUUAUGGCAUGAUGCCGAACGGAAUGCCAUAUUACCAGCAUCCUUCACACCAGUCCCAACCGCAGGCUCAGACUCAGUCUCAACCCCAGGCUCAGAUGAUUCCACCCGCCGCGCAGAGUUUUACGCCUCCACGAGGAAGCCCUCAGCAUCAUCACAUGGGCAGUGGAGGAGGCAGAAGCAGUCCCCACCACAUGCAGGUCCCAAUGAGGUCCCCUUCUGCAAUGCCUGAUAGUGGUUCGCCUAAGAGCAAAGAGAUGCAAGUUCAUAUGAAUGAGUCCUUUAAAGAAACCGAUAAAGGCUUUAAUGGAGUCGAGAGAAGCUCUGUACCCCAACGGUUGCCUAAACCUGAGGGUUUUCCUGUAAAGUCCCCUGGCCCUGUUUCCUCUACUGACUAUAACCAGGGUGUGCAGCAUCCAGCCGUGGACCUGGAGAAACCUGCAAAACAACAUCAGGAAAUGGGAGCCGCCGCAAAGGAGCUUAGUUCUUCCCCCAUCUCUGGACCUCCUCCGCUCCUGGCUAGUCCGCCUCGGAAAACAUCGACCCUGCCUCACCAGACGGUUUCUGGGCAGAAUUCACAUUCUCCUUCAUCUUCAGGAUUUGCUUUAUCUACAGCUUCGGGUGUCGGUGUAAACGCGUCCGUGUCUCCACCCUCCCCUCUCGCUUCACUGCCUCAGACGGUCCAAGGCCAAAGACCUGGGUUCUCUGCACCUUCAUCAGCUGAUGGGACACCUGCAGGACUUUGUACAACUCCUUCAAUGUCUUCUCCUAAGAGCUCCAGAGCUCUACCUGCUGUUUCGCACAGCCAGUCUGUGGUGUUUUCUUCUAACAUCUUGACGCAUCCUUCAACGGUGCCUGUGCCUCCUCAAACAGUUCCUCUGGCGGAGGCCCAGGGGUCAAAAAGUCCACAGGUCUCUCCAACACCUCUAUCUUUAGCGGCAUCUCCAUCUGUUGUCUCUGCUCCUCCUGCGUUGGCACCACUGAAAGGACCCCAAGAGGCAUCACCUCUAACAGGGCAGAGUCCUAAACAUCCUGCUGCUUCCUCGACUCCAACAUCUGCUGCCGAUAACAUCUCUCUCCCAGCGGUCUCUGCACUUCCAUCUAUUGUCUCUGGUUCUCCUCUCGCUCGGGCUUCAUCUGCACCAUCUCCCGCUGUUAGGUUUUCUUCUCAGGCAUCCGUGGCAUCUCUCAAUGUUUCUCCUGCUCCAAACGUGUCUCGUUCCCUCGUUGGCUCUGUGGCUCAACCUUCAGACAUUGUGGCAAAUUUGGACAAAUCUCGUAGUCCAGGGCAGGUGGGUUCUCAUGGUGUAGUACGGUACAACUUUGGGGAAUCGCAAUCUACUCAGAAGACUCCUGGUAAACAUGAGGCCUGUGGUUCCCAGAGUAAAGUUGGAGUCAUAAUCGGCACAUCCAAAAUGGAGUCCAACAGUGAGGCUCAGUCUGAGUUGAAUAAGUUGCAAACUCAUGGUAGAAACCUUGAACCAGCUUUCGUUGUUCCAAAGGAACCUGAGAGAGACACUAUGGCAGUUGGCAGAAAAGACUCUUAUAGUAUCAAAGAUCAAGCUACCCCAAGGAAAGGAGAAAGUGACACUUUAAAUGAUACUUUUGGCACUGACACGUCACUGGACUAUCCGUCCUUGGCUGAGUCAACCUACCUUGAAAGCUCAAGAGCAGAGGAUGGGAGUUCUAUGAUGGACACUUUUGAUAAUUCUUAUAGUCUUUCACAGACGGGAGACCAAUCAAAGUUUACUGAAGGAUCCAUGUUUGAUGACUCCAGGGACUUGCAGGAGACAUCUUGUGAAGAGGAAAACUUGAACAACUCCAUGACCUCUACAAGUUCCACCGAGGAGGCUUCCCUCAUAGAUAACACAUCUCUACUGGAUGAAUCUUUAAACACCUCACAAAACUGCUCCUCCCUGCUUUCUCCAUCUAUUAAUGCCUCUACACUCUCUAUCAAAGGUGAUCAGAUUCUUGAUACUUCAGACCUAUCUGGAGGUGACCGAAGAUCUGCGCUCUCUGCAAUGACCGCUAAAGCACUGCAAGUGGUUGUAAGCGGUUCUGUUGAAGGGACAGCCACACAUAUAUCUGAAACCCUUAUCGCCAUUCCAACAAAAAAGCCACGGAAGCCUAAAACCCCAAAGAUGCCAGUUGCUAUUGCUGAAAUCGGGUCUCCUGAUUCCAAGAUCAAGAAGCGGAAAUUAUCACCUGACGGCCCAAAACAAGAAAAGGUUAGAAGGAGAAAGAAAACAGAGGAGAAUACAUCGACUGCAGUGAAGAAGAGGAAAAAGGAACAGGAGAGCAUCCCAACUGAUACCUCAAAUCCUUUAAAUGCUCCGCUUUACCUUCCAAAUGAUCCUCUGACCUUUGUCCAUGACUCAAUCCUGACCAAUAAUGAGAGCCCCAUAGUCCAACCCAAGAAGAUCUGGAAGCGUAAGAUGAAAGAAGGCGUGAAUGAGGCAAAGCCUUCCAAACCAGCCAAAACUGAGUUGGCAGAAGGAAAAGCUGAAGAUGAUGAUAACAGCUCCACAGCAGGUGACACCCCAAGACGUAGGAUUGCAACUGAAGAGCAAGUCCAAUUUCCUUUGCAGCAUGGCUGGAAGCGAGAGAUUCGAGUCAGGAGGUUUGAGGACCGCCUGAAAGGGGAGACGUGGUAUUACAGCCCCUGUGGCCGGAGGAUGAAGCAGUUCCCUGAAGUCAUCAAGUAUCUGAAGAGGCAUCAGGAUGGUCUCCAGGGCGUUUCGAGAGAGCACUUCAGCUUCAGUCCACGCAUGCCAGUGGGUGAUUUCUACGAGGAGCGGGAAACCCCCGAGGGUAUGAAAUGGUUCCUCCUUGCCAAUGAGGAAGUGCCCUCCAUGAUCAUGGCAAUAACAGGCAGACGUGGUCGUCCUCCAAAUCCAGACAAAGAGCCUCGUUCCCGUGGACGCCGAGUCAGAGGAGCCCAAGGUAGACGGCCAGGCCGACCUCCCAAGGCCAAGAUGGAGGAUCUGCUCAGCAAAGUGGACGCCAGGCUGCUGAAGAGACUGGAGGCAAAGGAGGAUCUCACUGAGGAAGAAAAAGAAAAACUAGUCAAGAUCAAGAAGAAAAUGAAGAGAAAGGCAAGAAUGAAAAGAAAGGAGGAUGCAAAGAUUAAAAAGAUCCGGCAGGAGAAACGGAAAGCCAAAUUGGAGAAAGCCAAAGAGCAAGAACAGGCUGAUGAAGACCAGACUCAGAGCCCGUCAUUUGAAAGCCCUCUGUUGGACGCGGAGGGGCCCAAGAAGCCCGGGCGCAGGAGGAAGGUCGCCGUACCAGUGGCAGUGGCAGUGGCAGAAGCAGAGGCGCUGGAUCCAGAGAAGGCCAGCCCGAUCAAGAGAGUGGCCAGGGCCCGCAGCAAAGCCAAGGCUCUUGCCAAGGCCCAGGCUCAAGCUGAGGCCGAAGCGCAGGCUGCUCUGGCAGCUAAGAGGCAGGCGGAGAGGAGGGCGCAGGCUCAGAGACGAAUGGAGGAGAGGAAGAGGCAGCAGAUGAUCUUAGAGGAGAUGAAGAAGCCUGCAGAGGACAUGUGUCUCCCCGAUCAUACGCUCCUCCCAGCGUUGUCACGGAUACCAGGACUGGUGCUUUCAGGGUUGGCCUUCUCCAAUUGUUUAAGGGUGGUCGAGUUCCUCCAUGGUUACGGAAAGAUUCUGGGGCUCCAGGUGCCCAAGGACAUUCCCAGCCUGAGCACCUUGCAGGAAGGGCUCCUCGGCAUGGAAAAAAGCCAGGGCGAGCUCCUGGAUCUGCUCAUUAAACUGGUGGAGGCCGCUCUGCACGAUCCUGGACUGCCCUCUUAUUACCAGUCUGUGAAGAUCCUGGGGGAGAAGCUGGUGGAUCUGGAGCUGAGCCACAACACUGUUUCUGAAGUGCUGCGGAUCUUUCUGGAAGCCCAUGGCUUUGAGUUGGAGGUGUGUAACAGUCUCCGUACAAAGAGCUUCCAGACCCUCAAACCCGAUGUCAAAGCCUCCAUACUGGCCUUCCUGGUGGAGGAACUCAACGCCAGCAACAUAGUCACCAGGGAGAUUGAUAACACACUAGAGAAUAUGGCAACCUACAGGAAAAACAAGUGGAUUAUAGAAGGCAAACUACGCAAACUGAAGGCUGCGCUGGUGCGGAAGACGGGCCGCCCAGAGGAGGAGCUGUGCUUUGAGGAGCGUCGGCGCAGUGCUCGUGUGGGCAUGACGGAGGAGGAGAGCAUCGAGGAGAGCUGUGUGUUGGAGAGAGGGAGCCGCCGCAAAGCCAAAGAGGAACCCAAAAACACUGAGAUUGAGAGCCCUAAUACCUGCAGUGUUGCUGAACUGGAGCGUCAGAUUGAUAAGCUGACCAAGCGGCAAGUGUUUUUUCGCAAGAAGCUGCUACAGUCGUCUCAUUCCAUGCGAGCAGUGUCUCUCGGGCAGGACCGGUACCGUCGCAGGUACUUGCUGCUGCCUUAUAUGGGAUGUAUCCUCGUGGAGGGAGCGGAGGAUAUCUUGGCCUCUGGUGAAGUGACGGUCAGUGAUGAACCUGUGACUUAUGUGAAGGUCAUAAGCCCAGUGAAAACGGAGGUUAAAGCGGAGCCUCCCCUCUCUCCGGGUUUCGGGACGUCGCGUGCCUCUUCCCCUCGAGUAUCCCAGCUUUCCCCCACAGAGGUGGAUCCUCUACCCGGCGAGGCCUCUCUGAUGAGCAGCCCCCGAGGACGGGGACGCCCACGUAAGAUCAAACCGGAAGUGGAGCUCCACCUUCGAGCCGCCAAGAACCGGCGGCGACGUCGUAGCAGCAGAUCAGCAGGUGAAGAUUCGGCCCUUAACUCCCCUGUGCAGGAUCUCGCUCGGCCCGCUUUCCAGGCCCCUCUCGAGCAGCCGCAGGACUCGGAGGCUGACGGCAGCACGCCGAUCGCAGCAUCUGGAGCUGGUCAGGGUGAGGAUAACAGCCAACCAGAGGACAGUAUGAGGGAGCAGGCAGAGAAACGAGGCCAGUGGUUCAAUCUGUUGCCUAAGGAGCCGUGUGACGAGGCGUCUCUCUCCCAGCCAUGCGAGAACACCCCUGCACCCACUUCAUCCCCCGCUAAAGACACUCCAGCACCCCUCGGCUGUGACCCGCUCGCUGCACCUCCACUGCAGCCUCCGAUGACACAGAUGCAGAUGGAAGCUGCUCCUCUUCCUCUUCCUCUUGCUGUUCCUCAGGUGUGCUCCACUCCAGCUCCAGCUCCCAGGGCUGGCAGGAGGCGCAGGAGAGGCAGCGGGCCGUCCCGGGUGCACUCUCGAUCCAGCACGGCCAAGAGGCGCGGCAGACCUCCCUCCAAUCUCUUCCAAGAGGUUGAACUGAAGUAUUUCACUCAGCUGAUGGUGAAGCCUAUUCCGUUAGAGAUGGUGAAGGGCUGGUGGUGGAUCAAAGAACCGGAGGAGCUGACAGCCAUUCUGAGCGCCCUUCACCCACGGGGCAUUCGAGAGAGGGUUCUCCACAAACACCUCACUAAACACAUGGAGUAUCUGGCUGAGGUCUGCAGACGUCCCGUGACCGAUCCCAUCUUUCAGAUGACAGUGGAGGAUGGCGACACGCUGCUGGAGGCGUCUAAACAGGCGUGGAGUGAGCAGGAGAGAGCGGUAAAGUUAGACGUCAGUGUUCUGCAGUGGGUGGAAGACCUGGAGCAGAGGGUAGUCGGUGCAGACCUUCAGCUCAAGGUGGCCAUUCCCAACACAGAGAGUGAUAUGGAGGCUAGUCAGGAAUCAUCAAGCUCUCAGUUUCAGAUCUAUACCCCUCCCGAGCCGGACUCCACGCGGGAGGACCUGCAGUAUUACGAGCAUGAGGUUGACCCCAAGGACGACUGGAUGGUCAAGACUAAAAAGGAAUGGUCCGAUCUCCUGCGAGUUCCCAACAACCCCCUGGACCUGGCCGUCCUCCGAUUGACUAAUCUUGAGCGGAAUGUUGAACGGCGUUAUUUGAAGGAGCCGCUGUGGAAUCUGGCAGAGGUGGUCCGCUUGGCACCUCUCACCCCUCCGCCCGGUGGGGAGGAAGUCCCGUUAGAUGCUGUUAGCUUGGAAAGUGAGAUCACACCCAGGCUGAGGACGUGGCGCCAGGCCCUGGACCGCUGCCGCAGUGCAUCUCAACUCUCGCUCUGUCUGCUGCAGCUGGAGAAAGCCAUCGCAUGGGAGAGGUCCAUCAUCAAAGUGACGUGUCAGGUGUGCCGUAAGGGUGAUGAUGACGAGUACCUGCUCUUGUGUGAUGGCUGUGAUCGUGGGUGUCACAUGUUCUGCCUGAGGCCUAAGGUCAUGCAGGUGCCAGAAGGCGAUUGGUUCUGUCCCACCUGCGUUGCCAAGGAAAACGGUGACACUCCAAGAUCACAGCGUUCAUCGCGUCAGAGAUCAAAGGCGCGGAAACGGCGUCUUGCAGAAGAUAGUUCAGAUGAGGAUGAAGGGUACAAACGAGGCAUGACCACGCGACAAAAAGAUACCACAGCUUCCUCAAGUGGGACGAGCAUCUCCCCUUCCAAGCGCAGGAGGAUGACCACACGAAACCAGCCUGACCUCACCUACUGCGAGAUCAUUCUGAUGGAAAUGGAGGCUCACUCAGACGCCUGGCCUUUUCUGGAGCCGGUCAAUCCCCGCCUGGUGCCUGGCUACCGACGCAUCAUCAAAAACCCCAUGGACUUCCUCACUAUGAGGGAAAGACUUCUGCAGGGAGGGUACUGCAGCUGUGAGGAGUUUGCUGCCGACGCUCAGCUGGUUUUCAACAACUGCGAACUCUUCAACGAGGACACGUCAGAGGUGGGCAAGGCCGGCCACUCCAUGCGACGCUUCUUCGAGAGCCGCUGGGCGGAGUUCUACGAGAACAAGGACAAAUAGAGACGCUGCCCUCUGCUGCAUGGGAGGAACCAUCGGAAUGCCACGCCCCUUUGAUGAUGCUCAUUACUACUAAAAACUCUUUCUGGAGAGCCCUCCAGUCCUAUGUAUGCAUACACAUGUAGAUAUAUGUAUAGAUUUGUUCUCUUUGUUUUACAAGUAUCUGUUUUUGCCCCCCCAAAAACUUUUCUUUAUCACCUGGUAUUACGGCGUACAGACUUCUCAUCUUUAUUCAGUUUCAUCCGUCUCUCUUUUGGGGUAGAAGUACUUUUACAGGACUUGAUUGGGUCACACUUGAUGUCACGUGUCAAAGACACACCUCUAUCAGGACGUUCUCUCUGUUUCGAUCAUUUACUCGAAGCCUUCUGCUCUAUAAUGUACUGCUCGUGGACCACGCGUGUCCCCUUGAUUGAAAAUGUAACGUAACGUGCUUUCGAUACUAGAAGCAAUUUCCUCAGUAUAUAUUUUUUAUUAUACACUAUAUAUACACUUAAAGAAAGAAAAAAAAAUAGUUGGGAUUAUUUAAUAGCAAUAGACUGUAGUGAAUCUGUACAGACACGUCGUAGAGAGAUGUAUAGGUGACUCAUGAAAUGGCCAGUAAACAUACUAUAUCACGUGUAACUCAUCACGUCUUUUGCUUGUAGAAUAUUGGUCUUAUGAACUGGAGGUUUGCCAUCUUUUACUAAGGUUAUUUUUCUGUCAUGCCCCCUAAACCCAGAAAAUCAGUGUUUGUUCAUAAUGAAAUCUGACUUAAUGCCAAUAGCAGACUCGUUUUAACCGCUACAACAAAAGGCUGGUUUUAACUUCCUUGUUUUUAAGCUCCGCUAGCUAGAUAGCCGUUUUCGAAGCUUUUGCUUGGUGUAUGACUAUUGUCUGUGGGGGAAAAAAAAAACUUUAGGCCGUAUUGAUAUUGGUUUAUAUGGAAAGGAUAUGUACGUACUUCUGACAGUAGAGGUUUGUUUAGCGACGCUUAUUUUCAUUGGAACAGUAUCUCCGCUGUCUCUUCGGUAUGACUGGAUCCGGUUUUCAUGAAUAUAAUUUGUUGAAACCCUUGCAUCCUCAGAUGUUUAGACUGUUUUAUGUGUUUUAAUGAUGUGCGUGUGAUUGUUUGAACCUGGACCAACUCCCUCAUAAAGGACAUUGUAACCAUGCUUUCUCAAAUGAAAAUGCCUUGCAUCAUUAGUGGUCUAACUGACCCGUAAGGAUUUGCAAAAUCCAAACGUUUUCAUUGUCCCCGCCCCAAUGACUUUUUGAGUUUCACAAUUUUUAUUAGUCAAAAGCAGGAUGCUACAGCACUGAGUAGAGAAGCGCAGUAGAGCACACUAUUCAUGUUCAUUCAUACACUGAACUCAACGUGCGCAGCAGGAAAUGUAUCGUUCACUCUGUGUUCCUCAGCAUACAAAAAGGGACAUAUUUGCUGUUUUUUUUUUUUACAGAUGGAAAACCUGAAGACAGUACUAGAAAAUUCAACCAAAUGUGGUGUUUAGUGAAUUUUUAAUAAUGUACAGUUUUUGUGACUUUAAAUUUGUUCCUUUCUAUAUUUUUAGGACCAAUAUAUCGUUUUUAAGAGGCGACAUUAAAUGACCAUGUUGUUUCAAGGUAAUGUAACACGCGUGCAUCUGUAGAAUGUACUGUUAGCGGAAAUAAAACCACAUCUAGUAGACGAUAA